CAGCCCUGCACGCCAUACAGCUUCACAGAGCAUCCAGAGAGACUCACUGAGAUUCUAUUACUAUAGCAACAAGCAUGGACCCCCAGGACUGUAACUGCGCAACAGGUGCUACCUGCAAUUGUGGUGAUUCCUGCAAAUGUAUGAACUGCAAAUGCAAAUCCUGCAAGAAAAGUUGCUGCUCCUGCUGUCCUGCAGAUUGCAGUAAAUGCAGCCAGGGCUGUCAGUGUGAAAAGGGAAAUCCAGACUGCAGCUGCUGCAAGUGAUUGGUGGAUCUGCGUCUCUUACUCUGUAAUUUCUGUGUUAUGGUCUCGUCUGUUUAAUGUUCUGCAGUAUUUUUGUUAAAAACCUGUAAAAUGUUUUUAUUUCUUACUGUUUUCAUAAUAAAGAAUUCUAAGUUAA
Messenger RNA from Pelobates fuscus (common spadefoot toad), 399 nucleotides. RefSeq names its product metallothionein-like. The transcript is spliced from 3 exons. NCBI's taxonomy places the organism in Eukaryota, Metazoa, Chordata, Amphibia, Anura, Pelobatidae. Gene Ontology annotation, biological process: cellular response to copper ion; intracellular zinc ion homeostasis; cellular response to cadmium ion. The record is from RefSeq and is a predicted model, not a curated record. Gene Ontology annotation, molecular function: metal ion binding. Gene Ontology annotation, cellular component: nucleus; cytoplasm. Bases 75 to 263 code for a protein of 62 amino acids.